CUUCCGCACUUCAAUAAUACGACGACGCUUUGAUUUGUAUUCAAACGACAGCGUUUCUUGAGUUGGCUGGGUAGCCUUUUACUCGUAUCAGUCGUGUGAGUCGUAAUCCCUUUUCUCUUUAACUGAAACGAAGAAAGAUUCGCUUCUCAGGCGAAGAAUUCAACUUCUCGGAAAUGGCAGUGUCUGGGAAUCUGAGGAUCUCUGCGAGCUUAGUAUCUCCUUAUCAUAACCAUCCUAAACGCCUCUCGUUACCUUCUUCCAAGGUUGAUUUCACGGGCUUCAUAAGCAAUGGCGGAAACAGUUUGGAAACCCAGAAAUGUCCUGGAGUGUCGAUCAGCCGCGAGAACACACGUGGUCAGACAAAGGUAUUUGCAAGGAACACAGGAGACUACGAACUAUCACCAAGCCCAGCCGAGCAAGAGAUAGAGAGCUUUCUCUUGAAUGCAAUCAACAUGAGUUUCUUUGACCGGUUAAACAUAGCGUGGAAGAUAAUUUUCCCAUCUCACGCGUCGAGAAGAAGCUCCAACGCAAGAAUCGCAAAGCAGAGGCUCAAGAUGAUCCUCUUCUCAGACAGGUGUGCGGUCAGCGACGACGCUAAAAGGAAAAUAGUCAACAACAUUAUCCACGCACUGUCGGAUUUUGUGGAGAUAGAAUCAGAGGAAAAAGUUGAGCUGAAUGUCUCCACGGACGGUGACCUCGGGACCAUUUACUCGGUGACGGUGCCUGUUAGGAGGGUGAAACCAGAGUACCAAGACGUGGACGAGGCUGGAUCAAUAACCAACGUGGAAUACAAAGAUACGCUUGAUGGCUCUGUGGAUGUCAGGUUCGAUUUUUAUGUUCCAGAGUGAUUAAGAAGGCAUGGUCUUUAGAGUUGUUUCUUGGAACAGUGACUUUGUCUGUUUGUUUUUUUUCGUGUUGCUGUUCUUGGAGUUUAGUAUGGAGGGAACAAAGACUGUUUCUUGACACUGCCCAUUGUAUAUAUAUAUGCAACUUCUCUCUUCAAAGUUUGUUAACUAUGUUUUUGGCCUA
Messenger RNA from Eutrema salsugineum, 1029 nucleotides. Its product is annotated as cell division topological specificity factor homolog, chloroplastic. The transcript is spliced from 2 exons. Bases 174 to 848 code for a protein of 224 amino acids. The record is from RefSeq and is a predicted model, not a curated record. Gene Ontology annotation, biological process: chloroplast fission; regulation of division septum assembly; cell division. Lineage: Eukaryota; Viridiplantae; Streptophyta; Magnoliopsida; Brassicales; Brassicaceae.